AUGUUCUCGGCAGCUGGCCGUAGCUUUCAUUCCGGGAAGGCAGGCGGCAGGCAGAAGAAGUACAUCUGCAAUGGCGCCGCAGGAGGAUGCCAGGCGACCGUGCGAGCCUGCAGGCAGUGGUCGGGAGAGUUCAAGGUGACGUUCUUCAUCCCGGAACACAACGACUGCUCGGGCGGCAAGGUCGGAGCGAAAGCGGCUGCGCUCGAGGGCUUCGCCAGUGCCGCCAUGGUCAGCAACCCGACCAUGAAAGGNCGGUAG
This is a messenger RNA of Ectocarpus sp. CCAP 1310/34, 258 nucleotides long. The record is from the annotation of a GenBank genome assembly. Lineage: Eukaryota; Phaeophyceae; Ectocarpales; Ectocarpaceae.